This is a messenger RNA of Hyphopichia burtonii NRRL Y-1933, 5473 nucleotides long. RefSeq names its product clathrin heavy chain (gene CHC1). The record is from RefSeq and is a predicted model, not a curated record. The transcript has a single exon. NCBI's taxonomy places the organism in Eukaryota, Fungi, Ascomycota, Pichiomycetes, Serinales, Debaryomycetaceae. Gene Ontology annotation, biological process: intracellular protein transport; Golgi to endosome transport; receptor-mediated endocytosis. The coding region runs from base 235 to 5244 and encodes 1669 amino acids. Gene Ontology annotation, molecular function: clathrin light chain binding; structural molecule activity. Gene Ontology annotation, cellular component: clathrin complex; clathrin coat of coated pit; actin cortical patch.
AAUCAAUCAAUCAAUCAAUUCCUUAGACAUUAAAUAAUCAUCCCCAUAAACGUUAUUCCACUAUCCUGCACUCUUUAAGUUUCCAAUUGUUUUUGUUUUGUAGUUUUUGUCUUUUGUUUCCCCUGAUUUUUCCUGUUGAAAAAAAGAAAAAUAAAAUAAAAUUACUACUACAUUACCUUGAAUAGGUUAACAUUAGUUUGAAGAAAGUUUUACGAUUGAAGAAAAUUUAAAAAUAUGAGUGAUAUUCCUAUAAAUUUCACCCAACUAGCCCAAUUGACCGAGUUGGGCAUUCAACCCAAUUCCUUGGAUUUUAGAUCAACAACUUUAGAAUCAGAUCAUUAUGUUUGUAUUAGAGAACUGGGAGCUUCCGGUAAUACCGUUGCCAUUGUCAACUUAAAGAAUAAUAACGAAGUUACCAGAAAGAAUAUGAGUGCUGAUAGUGCCAUUUUACAUCCUUCUCAAUUUGUAAUUUCCUUGAGAGCUAAUGGUACUACUUUACAAAUUUUCAAUUUGGCUACCAAACAAAGAUUAAAGUCUUUUACUUUAGAUCAACCAGUUGUCUAUUGGAAAUGGUUGAAUGAAGAAGUCUUGGGUUUAAUCACCGCUAAUGCUAUUUAUACUUGGUCGGUCUUUGAUGGUAGUAAUCAAGGUCCUUCUAAGUUAACUGAUACUCAUGCUUCUUUAAAUAAUGCCCAAAUUAUAAAUUUUGUUGCUGAACCUGAUUUAAAUUGGUUUGCUGUUACUGGUAUUGCUCAAGAAGAUGGUCGUAUUGCUGGUCAUAUUCAAUUGUAUUCUAAAAGUCGUAACGUUUCUCAAGCUAUUGAAGGUCAUGUUUCUAAAUUUGCUUCCAUAAAAUUAAAUGGUGCUUUACACCCAACCAAAGUUUUCUGUGUUGGUAAUAAAAAUGCUCAAGGUCAAGGUAAUUUACACAUUAUUGAAAUUGAUCAUGUUGAUGGUAAUCCUCCUUUCCCUAAAAAAUCAGUUGAUAUUUUCUUCCCUCCUGAUGCUGCUAAUGAUUUCCCAAUAAGUUUACAAGCCUCAGAUAAAUAUGGUAUCAUCUAUAUCUUAACUAAAUAUGGGUUUAUUCAUUUAUAUGAUAUUGAAACUGGUUCUAAUUUGUUUGUCAAUAGAAUCACUGCCGAUCCAGUUUUCACCGCGGCCGCUUAUAAUGAAGGUACCGGUAUUAUCACUAUUAAUAAAGCUGGUCAAGUCUUGAGUGUAGAAAUUGCUCAAGAUAAAAUUAUCCCUUAUGUUUUGGAAAAAUUGGCUGACGUUCCUUUAGCUCUUUCUCUCUCUUCUCGUGGUGGGUUCCCGGGUGCUGAGAAUUUAUUUAAUCAACAAUUCCAAAAUUAUUUGAAUCAAGGUGAUUAUACUAAUGCUGCUAAAGUUGCUGCCUCUUCUGAACAAUUACGUACUCAAGAUACAAUCAACAAAUUAAAACAUAUCACCCCUCAACCAGGUCAAAUUUCACCAAUCUUACAAUAUUUCUCAACUUUAUUAGAUAGAGGUACUUUGAACAAAUAUGAAUCUAUUGAAUUGGCAAAACCAGUCUUACAACAAGAUCGUAAACCUUUAUUCGAAAAAUGGUUGAAAGAAAACAAAUUGACUUCUUCAGAAGAAUUGGGUGAUAUUGUUAAAUCUUAUAAUGAUCCUGCUUUAGCUUUAGCAGUUUAUGUUAAUGCUAAUGUUAAUAUCAAAGUUGUUUCCUGUCUUGCUGAAUUGGGUCAAUUUGACAAAAUCUUACCAUAUUGUCAAAAAGUUGGUUACCAACCUGAUUACACCAACUUAAUCCAAAACUUGGUUAGAGUCAAUCCAGAUAAAGCUAGUGAAUUUGCCACCUCUUUAUUAGCUAGUCCAGAUGCUAAUUUGAAAACUGAAAACAUUGCUGAUUUAUUCUUUUCUCAAAAUUAUAUUCAACAAGGUACUGCUUUCUUAUUAGAUGCUUUGAAAAAUGAUUCUCCUGCUGAAGGCCAUUUACAAACUAAAGUUUUGGAAAUCAACUUGUUGCAUGCUCCCCAAGUUGCUGAUGCUAUUUUAGGUAACAACAUGUUUAGCCAUUAUGAUAAACCAACUAUUGGUAAAUUAUGUGAAAAAUCUGGAUUAUUCCAAAGAGCAUUGGAACAUUAUGAUGACUUGAAAGAUAUUAAAAGAGUCAUUAUUCACACCAAUGUUUUACCAAAUGAUUGGUUGGUUGCCUAUUUUGGUCAAUUAAACGUUCAACAAUCUGUUGCUUGUUUGAAAGAGUUAUUAAGCACAAAUAUGCAACAAAACUUACAAGUUGUCAUUCAAGUUGCCACUAAAUACUCAGAUUUGAUCGGUCCAUUAACCUUAAUCAAAAUCUUUGAAGAUUAUAAAUGUAUUGAAGGUGAAUACUACUAUUUAUCUUCAAUUGUCAAUUUAACCCAAGAACCAGAUGUUGUUUUCAAAUAUAUUCAAUGUGCUGCUAAAAUGAACCAAGCCAAAGAAAUUGAACGUGUCGUUAGAGAUAACAAUGUUUAUAACGGGGAAAAAGUUAAGAACUUCUUAAAAGAAUUCAAACUUGAAGACCAAUUGCCAUUGAUUAUCGUCUGUGACAGAUUUAACUUUGUUCACGACUUGAUUUUAUACUUGUACAAAAACCAAUACUUCAAGUUUAUCGAAGUUUAUGUUCAACAAGUUAACUCCGCUAAUACUCCUCAAGUCGUUGCUGGUUUACUUGACGUUGAUUGUGAUGAGAGUAUUAUCAAGAACUUAUUAUUAUCUGUCUUGGGUAGAGUUCCAAUAAAAGAAUUGGUAUCUGAAGUUGAAAAGAGAAAUAGAUUGAAGAUUUUAUUACCAUUUUUAGAAAAGACUUUAGAAGGUGGCUCAACUGAUCAAGAAGUUUUCAAUACUUUAGCUAAGAUUUACAUUGAUUCUAACAAUAGCCCUGAAAAAUUUUUGCAAGAAAACAAUAAUUAUGAUACUUUAUCUGUUGGUAAAUACUGUGAAAAGAGAGAUCCUUACUUGGCUUAUAUUGCUUACUCUAAAGGUGGUAAUAAUGAUGAAUUAAUCAAUAUUACCAAUGAAAACAAAAUGUAUAAAUACCAAGCUAGAUAUUUAUUAUCCAAGUCCGAUUUUGAAUUAUGGGGCAAAGUUUUGAACGAAGAUAAUAUUCACAGAAGACAAUUAGUUGAUCAAGUGAUCUCUACUGGUAUUCCUGAAUUGAGUGACCCUGAACCUAUCUCAAUCACUGUUAAAGCUUUCAUGGAAAAUGAUUUGCCUCAAGAAUUAAUUGAAUUGUUAGAAAAAAUUAUCUUAGAACCAUCACCAUUCAAUGAUAACACUUCUUUACAAGGCUUAUUGAUUCUUACUGCCAUUAAAGCUGAUGCAUCUCGUGUCUCUGGUUACAUUGAAAAGUUGGACAAAUUUGACCCUCAUGAAAUUGCUCCAUUAUGUAUCGAUAACCAAUUAUAUGAAGAAGCUUUUGAAGUUUAUGAUAAGUUUGAAUUAAGAUCUGAGGCAAUGAAGGUUUUGGUUGAAGACAUCAUGUCUUUAGAUAGAGGUGAACAAUAUGCAGAAAAAUACGAUACUUCUGAAUUAUGGUAUCAAUUGGGUACCGCCCAAUUAAAUGGUUUACGUAUUCCAGAAGCAAUCGAUUCUUAUGUUAAAUCCAAAAACCCAGAAAAUUUCGAACAAGUUAUUGAAAUUGCUGAACACGGUGGUAAAGAAGAAGAAUUGAUUCCUUUCUUGGAUAUGGCCAGAGAAAGUUUAAGAGAACCUGCUAUUGAUGGGGCUCUUAUUAACUGUUACGCUCAUUUAGAUAAAUUAUCCGACAUUGAAAAAUUCGUUGGUGGCUCUAAUGUUGCUGACUUGGAAGCCAUUGGUGAUAAAUUAUUCGAAUCCAAGAACUACAAAGCCGCUAGAAUCUUGUAUUCUAAUGUUUCUAAGUACUCUAAGUUGGCUACUACUUUGGUUUAUUUGAAAGAUUAUCAAGGAGCCGUUGAUUGUGCUAGAAAAGCAUCGAAUACUCAAGUUUGGAAACAAGUUAACAGCGCUUGUAUUGAAAACAAAGAAUUCAGAUUAGCGCAAAUCUGUGGUUUGAACUUAAUUGUUGAUGCCGAAGAAUUGCCAGAAUUGGUUAAGACUUAUGAACACAAUGGUUACUUCAACGAAUUAAUUGCUCUUUUUGAAAGCGGUUUAGGUUUAGAAAGAGCACACAUGGGUAUGUUCACUGAAUUAGCCAUCUUGUACAGUAAAUUCUCUCCUGAGAAAGUCAUGGAACACUUGAAAUUAUUCUGGUCAAGAAUCAAUAUUCCAAAAGUUUUGACUGCCUGCGAAGAAGCUCACUUAUAUCCAGAAUUGAUUUUCUUGUACUGUCAUUACGAAGAAUGGGAUAAUGCUGCUUUGACCAUGAUCGAUAAAUCCGAAGUUGCUUUUGAUCAUUCCUCUUUCAAAGAGAUUAUUGUUAAGUGUCCAAACUUAGAAAUUUACUAUAAAGCUAUUAAUUUCUACUUGACAGAAAAUCCAUCGUUGUUGACCGAUUUAUUAUCAGUUUUGGCUCCAAGAUUAGAUUUACCUAGAGUUGUUAGAAUCUUUGUCAAAUCCGAUAACUUACCAUUAGUCAAACCAUUCUUGAUAUCUGUAUUAGAAAAGAAUAACUCUGUUGUUAACGGAGCUUAUCACGAUCUUUUAAUUGAAGAAGAAGAUUAUAAAUCUUUAAGAUCAAGUAUUGACAAUGAAUCAAAUAAUAGAUUUAACUCAUUAGAUUUAGCUGAAAGAUUAGAAAAUCAUGAAUUAAUUUUCUUCAGACAAAUUUCUGCCACUUUAUACUCCAAGAAUAAAAAAUACAAUAAAGCUAUUUCUAUCUUGAAGAAUGAUAAAUUAUGGGCUGAUUUAAUUAAGACUGCUGCCAUCUCUAAAUCUACCAAGAUUGCCCAUGAGUUAUUGGACUAUUUCGUUGAGACUGGUAACCAUGAAUGUUUCGUUGCUCUCUUAUAUUCUGCUUAUGAAUUCAUUGAAUAUGAUUAUGUUGUUGAAUUAGCAUGGUUGCAUGAUUUGGGUAACUUUGUCAAGCCUUACGAAAUUUCUGUUACUUACGAAAACCAUAAGAAAUUAAAAGAAGUUCAUGACGAUUUAAUCAAAAGAAGAGAAGCAGAAAAGAAAGACGAAGAUACCCCAAUUAAUCAACCAUUAAUGAUUACCAAUGGACCUGUUGGUGGUAUUGCUCCUGUUGGUACUGGGUUAGGCUAUCAACCAACUGGUGCUGGAUUCGGUAAUGCAUUUUAAGAAAAUUGAACCAAAUUUAAAAGCUGCAAGCAUGGACUCAUUUACUUUCCCCCUGAUUGAUUGAUUGAUUGGUAAAGGGCCUUGUUUUGGCAUAUUUUCAACGUUUCAAUUUUUUUUAAAAAAAAAAAAAAUAAAAAAUAAAAAAUUAACCUGUUUUAUUAUUCUAGAAUAAAAGUUCAAUUAUGUUUUAUUUAUAUCAUGCCCCUUCUUUCUUUUUCUUGACUCCUGU